Oreochromis niloticus (Nile tilapia) is the source of this 2855-nucleotide messenger RNA. It is a transcript of the gene smim14, whose product is annotated as small integral membrane protein 14. Bases 179 to 496 code for a protein of 105 amino acids. NCBI's taxonomy places the organism in Eukaryota, Metazoa, Chordata, Actinopteri, Cichliformes, Cichlidae. Gene Ontology annotation, cellular component: endoplasmic reticulum. The record is from RefSeq and is a predicted model, not a curated record. The transcript is spliced from 5 exons.
GAGGUCCCGGAUGAAAAAUAGCUGCUGGCUCACGUGUAUUAAACAAAACACAGACGGUGGUUUGAUGUGUCUGCAGUUUGAUAGUUCUGUGGAGAGCAGCGGUGCAGCUCGGGCCCCUGAGAGACGGUGAUCGUUUUCUUAACAUCACACAGCUCCAGUGGAUACUGUCUGGUGAGGAAUGGCGGAGGGAGGCUUUGACCCUUGUGAGUGCAUCUGCACCCAGGAGUACGCGAUGAGGCGCCUCAUCAACCUGCUGAGGCAAUCUCAGUCCUACUGCACAGACAUAGAGUGCCCUCAGGAACUGCCAGGUCCCAGUGGGUCAGUGGGUGGGGGAGGUGACCUGACCCUCCCCAUGGUUCUGAUGGGAUGGGCGGUGUUAGCCCUGGUCCUCUUUUUGCUGCGCCCAUCCACUCUCAGGGGUACCCAUCAUUCUGGCAAGCCCAGUGGACCCCACAAUAGUGAUGGAAGAGAGCCCCCAGCACCACCUAUUGACUAGCAGUGGAGCCAAACAACCAGCAAAUGUACACCUCCUCUGACUAGAGUUGCACAGUAGCUGCAACCAGGAUAGCACCAUCUGUCUUUCUGUCAACCUUCCCUCACAUAUCUUUUUCUGUUUUUCUUCUUAUGAUCUUGUCACAGACUUGUCUCUGAUUUCUUAUUACUAGAGUCCAACUGAUCAACAAGGCCAGCACAACUAUGACAUUUAAAGGGGACCUAUUAUGCUCAUAUCCAGCUCCAAAACUUAUUUUACUCAAUUACAAUUGCAUGUUUUGCAGUUGCAGAAAUGAUCCUUUUAUUAUACUUGUCCUGGUGCAGCUCCUUAGCUCAAGAGGUGUUAGCCCCUCAUUCUUUAAGUGAACUUCAUUCUUAUUCGCUGCCCCUUGCAGGGUUUGAAAUGAAGGUGGGUGGAGCUUCUAUGCUUACAGUCAGAGCUGCAAGCCUGACUCAAUUAAGGAUUACUGCUCUCACUGACAUCACAAAGGACGCAGAGUAGGAAAAAACUGAGCAACUUUGACUGUAUUUAGUAUGAGCAUCCACCCAUGUAAAAGCAUAUAUGGUACACAGAUGGGGAAAAUGGGGAAAAGCAAAAUAUGUCCUCUUAAAAACAGUUCUCAACAGUACUCAAACUCACCUUGUUUUUUUUAGUUUAUAGUAUCGGCUGAAAAGGGAGAAUUUACAGUCAAACACAAGAUUUUAUCCAGAAGAAUGUGUUAAUAGCUGAACAUAAUCACAUAUAAAAAAUAUAUAUAUAAAACUUAGUACGACACAUGGUUUUCCCAUCUGCAGUACACACUCAACUACCAAACAACUGUGGCUUAAAAUAUAUAUCGUUAGACUCGCUUAAAUCAGGAAUUUUGGCAUUAUUUGGAGUUUGUCCCUGAUCCCAGCCAUGAUGGCGGUGGAUCUGCAGAAACUCAGAUGUAAAUCUAUGAUGAAGGAUUGUGUAACGUGAUCAAGGAAGAAGGGAGGGGGCAGUAGUAAAGAGUUCCUGUUGGGUCGUUAAAUUGUUUUUCUGGUGCUUGUAAUAACAAAGGGUGGCAGGUCCUUCAGUCUCCCUCAAACAUUCCACACUUUUCACUUUAUGAAGAUAAAACUCUAUACAGUACCAGUAACCAGGAGAUUUUGCAUCAUGUUUUAGUUUUGUAUUUAACCCUGCAGAAUUUAUUUGAUAAGGUUAUAGUCUCAUUACAGUAACACAACAUAGGAUUUUAAUGCAGUGAGUAAGUCUUCUGUGUUUACAUUCAGGCCUUGGUGAGAUACUCGUCUGACUCAAGCAGGUAGUCAGCUCUGCUAUAUUGACUGCAAGGCUGUCCCUUUAAAUAAGGUGGUGCAGCAGAACGUUUGAAACGAGAUUGAAGUUGAUCUGUAAAAUGUGAGCAAAAUAUUUGAUGCACACACCAGAGAAAACAAUUAUUCACCUCCAGUAAUAAAGAGAAGCUUAGCCUCAUUUGACAAAAUAAAACGAUCUGCAGUUAUAUCAUCAUCAUGUUAGGAUGAUUGUGUGCAUCAUUGUGCUUUAAAAGAAAACUGUACUAGUAGCCAAAAUAAUACAUUAUUAGCACUUUUUUGAUUCCUUUUGAAGUUCUCGUGUACAGAUUAAGUUUUCUAAAAGAAGAACCCAAUCAAAAGUUUCUGCUUCACAACUUCUGUACCAAGGUUUGUCAGUGGAAAUUAAUGAAACGUGCCAAUGUGAGUUUUUAGUUUCAUAUUAUUUGUGUUGAAACGGCAAUACUGAGAGGCCCUUUUGUUAUUUUCACUUUAUUUGGGAAUGAUUUUUUAUUUUCCACAUUUUAAUUGGGAACAUUACCGAUACUGGAGCCUUACCAUAAAUAAAUAUAUAUCUCCCUCUCAUUGUACUUACCCACACAAAACAACAAAACCAUUGAACCCAAAUAUUUUCAGACCCAUCAGCUGAGUGAGUCUGUCUGUAUUUUGUGAACAUCUGUAUAGUGUGUGGUUAUUAAAGUGUAUAUGAGCCUUGGGCUAUAUCCCAGGGUGUCUGUGAUAACAGAAAUUACAUGCAUUAAUCUUAAAAUGAAAGAGUAUUUGUUCAAUGCAUGGAGGGAGUUUAAACACUCGUCUUCAUCUGGCUGCUCUUCAUUAUCAGCGAAAGUCCUCUGAAUUAUGUUGUACUAUGGCUUUCUAGGGUUUUUCUGUGAGGUCACAGGUAAGAGUUAAAAGAUUGAAAAUGCUGGGUCAAUUAAAUGGAAUCAAUGGGGAAGCCAUGAGAUUAUUGACAUGAUUGGUGGUAUCACAGGAGACCUCGAUUUACACUGUUACUGUUUAAGAGUAAAAGGGCUUCAACUAUGCACUUUUCCUACAACAAAACAAAAAAUAAAAAGACUUAAGUCUGA